AGCUUUUUAACACUGCAGACGGGUCGGGAUACUGCAAAAAGUCUUCACUGUCUGCAACUCCAUGGUUUCAUUGAUCAUCUCUACCUGUGGAGAGUAGACCCUAGUCUGGUUUCUGGAAAGGAGCGUGAGACGAAGCCUGCAGAGUUGUUUUUAUCAGUGUGUCAGAUGAGGAGAGAAGUGAGUGAUGAAAAGAGAUACAGAGCUGAGAUGACAGUUGUUUGACGCAAGGGACACGAGGAGGAGGUACACAUGUGAAAUGUAAAAGAAAACAAAGAAGGAAACAUACUUGGAAAACACAAGGCAAGAAUGAGUGAAACUCCAGUAGAGCUUGAGCCACAGCUAUCAGUCCAGUCAUUGUCACAGCCUGAACCUGAGAGGGGGCUUCAGUCUCUACCACUGUUUCAGCUGCCACUCCCCACCCAGGAUCCCCACCAGCUCCAGCAACAAAGCCAGCUCCAACCUGAGCUGCAGCAACAACAGCUAUUAGAGUCAAACCUCGAGCACCAAGCAAAGCCAGGGUGGAUAAAACAUCAAAGGCUGCUCCUUUUCCUUUUGGGAUUCUUUUUUUUCACUGCCAUUUUGGGACUGAUCUUCUACAUGCAGCACAAUCUGCACACUGAGAGCAGUCACAAUGCUGUGAUGCCGUGUGUCACUCCAGCCUGCCAGUGGGCCUCGUCAUAUCUGUCCACAUCUACUGAUCCUUUCACACAGCCCUGCGACUACUUCUUGUUCACAUGUGGAUCUGAUAGACUUUCAUCAGAGAGCGGAGGGAGGCAAAGAGGUCAGGGUAUCCCGGGGCAUCCACAAAACCAGAAGGAAAAGAGACUAAAGGAACAAAGAGAUCGCAGAAGACCGACACAGGAUAAAAUACUGAGCCGAAAAACUGUGCUGCUGCAGUACCUCAGGAAGAUUUUAGAGACCAACGACAGUUCAGGUAGUUCAGCAGUGCAGAAGACUAAAGAAUUCUACCAUUCCUGCUUGGACACAAAAUCUAUAGAAACCGCAGGAAUAGAGCCAUUUCUCACACUCAUCCAGAAGCUGGGAGGUUGGGCAGUGUCUGGGCAGUGGAAUAAGACAGAUUUCAACUCCACCCUUGGUUUGCUAAUGAGAGAUUAUGCCACUUUUCCAUUCUUCAACCUCUACGUGGGCAAAGAUCCAAAUGAAACUGCCCAUGGGAUGACCAAAAGAUAUAUACAGAUUGAUCAACCAGACCUGCUGAUUCCAAUUGAAUGGAACAGCAAGACACAGAAGUCUGAAGCUAAAACUGAGACUCUACGUCCCUUCUUGGCAUCAUGUCAGAGGUACCUGGCCCUCCUGGGAUCCCCACAGAGCAGAAGCAUGAUCCAUGUGGGUAUGUUCAUCUCUUUGUCCUCUGAGCUUGCAGUAGCAGCUUCACCUCUGCACUAUCGCCUGUUAAAAGGACAGCUUCAUCAGCGAAUGACCAUCAAAGAACUACAGAAACAAGCCCCUGCCAUUGAUUGGUUGGGCUGUCUGCAGAUCGCUUUCCAUCCACUAUCCCUCAGUGAAGACGAUUAUGUCCUCCUACAUAAUUUACCCUACAUCAUUCAGAUGUCCCACAUCAUUAACAAGUGGCUGAACACGCAUGAACUGAGUAGCACUAGUGGUUCCCUUCAUACGUAUAUGGUCCUUAAUCUGCUGCACACCAUGAUGCCUGCCAUGGAUGCUAGAUUUUCUGAAACAGCAAAGAAUUUUUCUCUGGCUUUGGGUAAUGCUGCUGAGGAAGUUCCUCGCUGGAAACGCUGUGUACUGGAUACCGAGAGGGGAUUUGACUCAGUCCUCACACACCUUCUCAGUCAAAGGACAGCACACAGAGAGGCAGAGAAGAUUAUUGAAAAUGUCUUUGCCGCCUUCAAAUCUCAAUUACAUGAGCUCAAGUGGACAGAUCGGAAGUCUUUUCGACUUGUCAUGAAAAAGGUUUACUCUUUAAUUCCAAAACUCUGGACUACAGAGGAAAUCUCUGGUGAAGAUGAGCUAGACCUACCUUUUUCUAAGGUGACAGUAAGCACCCAAAGCUUCUUCUCCAACUAUAUCCAGCUUCUAUCCCUUUGGCAAAAAAGACGCAGUAAACUACUGAAAGCUCAAAAAGAAGCUGCUGAUAUUCUGUCUGUCACACCACUUCUUCUGGGUAAUGAACUCCUCUUUCCCAUGGGAAUGUUCAUCCCUCCAAUUUUCCAUCCCACCUAUCCAAAAGCAAUGAAUUAUGGUGCAGCAGGUUUUCUUAUCGCCAAAGAUAUCUUUCAUCUGCUCAUCCCUGAGAUUUACUCUCACAGUGAGACCGUGCAUGCCGUGGGGGAAUGUGUGUGGACUCACUACAUCAAUGUGACUGAAAAGGCAGGUAGAGAUGGAGUGUCUUGGAUCUCAGCAAAGCAGCAGCAGGAGGUUUGGGUGCAGUACUCCGCACUGCAAGUGUCACUGCAGGCUUAUCAUCAAAGUCUAAGCCAAGAUCCAAGUGACACCUCCCUCUCAGGGUUGUCACACACCCGUCUACUUCUCACAUCUUUUUCUCAGGUAAACUGUGAUGCUGACCCAUACCAUCAUUCCAUGCCCUUGGAGCCCUCCUUCUUGAUCGCAGUCAUUUGUGCCAAAUCCAACCUGUGUCCCAUAAGCCUUCAGUGCUCCAUUAAACCUCAGGAAAAUUCAUCACAAACAUGCUGAAAAAUCUUAUCUAUUGACAAGCUGGACUUUGUUAAUAAAAACAUACUCAGGGAACAGGGAUGUUGGAAAACUGCUCUUAAAAAUGACUUUAUGUAAAUGUAACUACAGUAUGUAAAAUCCAAAAUACAUCAUUUUUCUAUUACCUGUAGUUUUAUGUUGUUGUUGUAGGAUGUUGGCAAACCGCAUUAAUUGCACAUGCUGUUAAGUAUUCAUUUAAAUAUAAAAUAAACAUUUUGAAAUGUU
Molecule: messenger RNA, 2919 nt
Organism: Melanotaenia boesemani (Boeseman's rainbowfish)
Lineage: Eukaryota; Metazoa; Chordata; Actinopteri; Atheriniformes; Melanotaeniidae
Gene: kel
Product: Kell metallo-endopeptidase (Kell blood group)
Exons: 18
Coding region: 307-2676 (789 amino acids)
Biological process (GO): protein processing
Cellular component (GO): plasma membrane
Molecular function (GO): metalloendopeptidase activity
Source: RefSeq, a predicted model, not a curated record